AUGAUGACCAGUCCAGAUCAGAGUCCUCACAUCAAAGAGGAACAGGAAGAUCUCUGGACCAAUCAGGAGGUCCAUGGCAGCAAGUUCUCGCUCUCUAUCGUCCACGUGAAGACGGAAGACGAUGAGGACGAACCUCAGUCCUCACAGCUUCAUCAAAGUCAACCUGUGCACAGCAGAGAGGCGGAGCCUCCAGACAUCGAUGGAGAUGAUCAUCUUCACUCCGAUAAAGAAGACAACGAGACUUCAGACUCGUGUGAGACUGAAGACAGUGAGGAUUAUGAGAAGGAGACCAGAGCUCCUGACCAACGUCAGCCUCACGGACACAAACAGAGAGUUUCUACAGGAGAGAAACCGUUUGUCUGCGACGUCUGUGGGAAAAGAUUCACAAAGAACAGUGACGUCAAGAGACACAUGAUGGUCCACACUGGAGAGAAACCCUUUCACUGUGACCUUUGUGGGGAAAGAUUCACACAGAAGGGUUCUCUUAAGAGCCACAUGAUGAUACAUUCAGGAGAGAGACCAUUUCAUUGUGACGUUUGUGGGAAAAGCUUCAUAGUGAAGCACUCUCUGAAGAUACACAAGAUGUGCCAUACUGGAGAAAAGCCAAAUCACUGUGACGUGUGCGGGAAAAGAUUCAUACAGAAGAGUUAUCUUAAGAGCCACAUGAUGCUACAUUCAGGAGAAAAAACGAAUCACUGUGACGUGUGCGGGAAAAGCUUCACGUUGAAAGGUUCUCUGAAAAAACACAUGAUGUUGCAUACAGGAACGAAACCAUAUGGCUGUGAUGUUUGUGGGAAAGCAUUUAUCCGAAAGCGUUCUCUUACUAACCACAUCACGGGCCAUAUCAGAAAAAUUCCAGCUCCCUCGAACACACAGACGUCGUCUUUGAUGGGUCGUGUAGGAAAGAGACCGUACAGCUGUCACGUGUGCGGGAACACGUUCACGCAGGUGAGUUUCUUCAUGAAACAUCUGGCGAUCCACAGAGCGAAACAGCUGCAGUACAGCUGUGACACCUGCGGGAAAAGAUUCAGUUGUAAGUCUGACAUUGAGAGACACGCGAGGAUCCACACAGGAGAGAAACCGCACGGCUGUGAGGUUUGUGGGAAAAGAUUUUCACAGAAAAGUUCGGUGAAGUCACACAUGGUCGUCCACGUGGCAGAAAAACCGUUCCACUGCGAUUGUUGUUGGAAGUCGUUUUCAUGUGCCAAAUAUCUGAAAAAUCACAGGAAGAUUCACACAAGAGAGAAAAAAUGAUUCUGCUCAUGUUUACGUUUCACCACAUGGUGGCAGCAGCAGCAAACAUGUACGUCAUCUUUUAAAGGUCCUGGAACAGUGAAGUCACUUUCUUUACUUUUUAUUUCUGUGCGUUUCUGUAUUUACUUUGAGUUAUGUUCCACGACUAGGAAGAUUGUUUGUUUUAGAUGAGUAUAAAUAUAAAAACAGGAAGACUUGAAUUAGAGUAAGACAAUAUAAAUUCAUAUGUAAUUGAAAAUCCUGACGAAACCAAGCUUUAGAAUUCUUGUUGUGUUUUUUUGUGGUGUUUUUUUUCUUUUCCUUGUUGUAAAAUCACACUGAACUAUGCUUUUAAUAAGUGAAAUGAAUGUAUUCAUGUUUAAAAAGAAGUUGAGCAUUUGUUUAUGUACGUGGCACUAAGCUAAAUCAAGUCCUAGCUAAAUCUGGUACUUAGCAUUUGUUAAAUGUUGUGUCUUUUGUUUCCUGACAGAAGUAAAUGUACAGUGUUCACCGCGUUCCGGUUCAGAAGUUGGGCAAAAAAAACAUGGAUUUAAACAAAUCUGGGGUUAGCCAUUGUUAGCAAUACCAGGUGAUAUCAUUGUGAAGAAGCUGUUCUGAGUCCCCCCCCCCCCCCCCAACACCUAAAUACACACUCUCAGUUUUAUUUUCAUGGUUGGUUUUCCAUGACUUCAGAGCUCCUCCUCCACAUGGCGGCAUAAGAGUUCAUUGUUUGGGAUUGAAAACAACAGUUCAUACAUUUAAAAAAUGUAUUGUAAUUAUUGUAAAUUCCAUUUCUUUACAUUACAUUACAUUACAUGUCAUUUAGCAGACGCUUUUAUGGAAUCGAGUACGAUCAGGCAGGGGUGGAGUUGAACUUGUGACCAUGAUGUUUUUCACACACAGGGUCCCGGUCUUAACCACUGCCGAAUAGAAGUCAUUUUACAUGAAUCUUACUGAACCUUUAAUAAAUGAAACUCA
Solea solea (common sole) is the source of this 2211-nucleotide messenger RNA. RefSeq names its product zinc finger protein OZF-like. Gene Ontology annotation, molecular function: RNA polymerase II cis-regulatory region sequence-specific DNA binding; DNA-binding transcription factor activity, RNA polymerase II-specific. Bases 1 to 1254 code for a protein of 417 amino acids. The record is from RefSeq and is a predicted model, not a curated record. Gene Ontology annotation, biological process: regulation of transcription by RNA polymerase II. Lineage: Eukaryota; Metazoa; Chordata; Actinopteri; Pleuronectiformes; Soleidae. The transcript has a single exon.